This is a messenger RNA of Herpailurus yagouaroundi (jaguarundi), 6109 nucleotides long. It is a transcript of the gene COL5A2, whose product is annotated as collagen type V alpha 2 chain. Gene Ontology annotation, biological process: extracellular matrix organization. The transcript is spliced from 51 exons. Gene Ontology annotation, molecular function: protein binding; extracellular matrix structural constituent conferring tensile strength. The record is from RefSeq and is a predicted model, not a curated record. Gene Ontology annotation, cellular component: collagen type V trimer. The coding region runs from base 185 to 4558 and encodes 1457 amino acids. Lineage: Eukaryota; Metazoa; Chordata; Mammalia; Carnivora; Felidae.
UUAAAGCUGCAUCGCUUGAAAAAAGUUUUCUCAGACUGUGCUGGAGCUGGUGCUGAAAAAGGGGGCUUGCAAAGGCUGCCCUGGGGCUGGUGCUAAAAGAGCCCGCAGCUGACUUCAUGGUGCUACAAUAACCUUAGAAUCUACUUUUCACUCCCAGGAGGACCCACAUGUCUAAUAUUUAGACAUGAUGGCAAGCUGGGUGGAAGCAAGACCUCUCCUCAUUCUUACUGUUUUAUUAGGGCAGUUUGUCUCAAUAAAAGCCCAGGAAGAAGGCGAGGAUGAAGGAUAUGGUGAAGAAAUAGCCUGCACUCAGAAUGGUCAGAUGUACUUAAACAGGGACAUUUGGAAACCUGCCCCUUGCCAAAUCUGUGUGUGUGACAAUGGAGCCAUCCUUUGUGACAAGAUACAGUGCCAGGAUGUACUUGAAUGUGCUGACCCUGUAACUCCCCCUGGAGAAUGCUGUCCUGUCUGUCCACACACAACUGGAGGUGGCAAUACCAAUUUUGGUAGAGGAAGAAAGGGACAAAAAGGAGAACCAGGAUUAGUGCCUGUUGUAACAGGCAUACGUGGUCGUCCAGGACCAGCAGGGCCUCCAGGAUCACAAGGACCAAGAGGAGAGAGAGGCCCAAAAGGAAAACCUGGUCCUCGUGGUCCUCAGGGAAUUGAUGGAGAACCAGGUGUUCCUGGUCAACCUGGUGCCCCUGGGCCUCCUGGACAUCCAUCCCACCCAGGACCUGAUGGCAUGAGCAGGCCAUUUUCAGCUCAGAUGGCUGGAUUGGAUGAAAAAUCUGGACUUGGGAGUCAAGUAGGACUGAUGCCUGGAUCUGUGGGUCCUGUUGGCCCAAGGGGACCUCAAGGCUUACAAGGGCAGCAAGGUGGUGUUGGCCCUACAGGACCUCCUGGCGAACCUGGUGAACCUGGACCAAUGGGCCCAAUAGGUGCGCGUGGACCAGAGGGCCCUCCUGGAAAACCUGGUGAAGAUGGUGAACCUGGUAGAAAUGGAAACCCUGGUGAAGUGGGAUUUGCAGGAUCUCCAGGAGCUCGAGGAUUUCCUGGGGCUCCUGGUCUUCCAGGCCUGAAGGGUCACCGAGGACACAAAGGUCUUGAAGGCCCUAAAGGUGAAGUUGGAGCACCUGGUUCCAAGGGUGAAGCUGGCCCUACUGGUCCAAUGGGUGCCAUGGGUCCUAUGGGUCCAAGGGGAAUGCCAGGAGAAAGAGGGAGACUUGGGCCACAGGGUGCUCCUGGACAACGAGGUACACAUGGUAUGCCUGGAAAACCUGGGCCAAUGGGUCCUCUUGGGAUCCCUGGAUCUUCCGGUUUUCCAGGAAAUCCUGGAAUGAAGGGAGAAGCGGGUCCCACUGGGGCAAGAGGCCCUGAAGGUCCCCAGGGACAAAGAGGUGAAACUGGGCCACCAGGUCCAGUGGGCUCUCAAGGUCUUCCCGGUGCAGUAGGAACUGAUGGUACACCUGGUGCCAAAGGCCCAACGGGCUCUCCAGGUACCUCUGGUCCUCCUGGCUUAGCAGGGCCCCCUGGAUCUCCAGGACCUCAGGGUAGCACAGGACCUCCAGGAAUUCGAGGCCAACCGGGUGAUCCAGGAGUUCCAGGUUUCAAAGGAGAAGCUGGCCCCAAAGGGGAACCAGGGCCACAUGGUGUUCAGGGUCCAAUAGGUCCACCUGGUGAAGAAGGCAAAAGAGGUCCCCGAGGUGAUCCAGGAACAGUUGGUCCUCCAGGCCCAAUGGGAGAAAGGGGUGCUCCUGGCAAUCGUGGUUUUCCAGGCUCUGAUGGUUUACCUGGACCAAAGGGGGCUCAAGGAGAGAGGGGUCCUGUAGGUUCUUCAGGACCUAAAGGAGGGCAGGGGGACCCAGGACGUCCAGGUGAACCUGGCCUUCCAGGUGCUCGGGGUCUGACAGGAAAUCCUGGCGUUCAAGGUCCUGAAGGAAAGCUUGGGCCUUUGGGUGCUCCGGGGGAGGAUGGCCGGCCAGGUCCUCCAGGCUCCAUAGGAAUCAGAGGGCAGCCCGGGAGUAUGGGUCUUCCAGGCCCCAAAGGUAGCAGUGGUGACCCUGGAAAACCUGGAGAAGCAGGAAAUGCUGGUGUUCCUGGGCAGAGGGGAGCUCCUGGAAAAGAUGGUGAAGUUGGUCCUUCUGGUCCUGUGGGCCCCCCGGGUCUAGCUGGGGAGAGAGGAGAACAGGGACCCCCAGGACCCACUGGCUUUCAGGGGCUUCCUGGUCCUCCAGGGCCUCCUGGGGAAGGUGGAAAGCCAGGUGAUCAGGGUGUUCCUGGAGAUCCUGGAGCAGUUGGCCCAUUAGGACCUAGAGGAGAACGCGGAAAUCCAGGGGAAAGAGGAGAACCAGGAAUAACCGGACUCCCUGGUGAGAAGGGAAUGGCUGGAGGACAUGGCCCUGAUGGCCCAAAAGGCAGUCCAGGACCAUCUGGGACCCCUGGAGAUACAGGCCCACCAGGUCUUCAAGGUAUGCCAGGAGAAAGAGGAAUCGCAGGAACUCCUGGCCCCAAGGGUGACAGGGGUGGCAUAGGAGAGAAGGGUGCUGAAGGCACAGCUGGAAAUGACGGAGCAAGAGGUCUUCCAGGUCCCUUGGGCCCUCCAGGUCCUGCAGGUCCCACUGGAGAAAAGGGUGAACCUGGCCCUCGAGGUUUAGUUGGGCCUCCCGGCUCCCGUGGCAAUCCUGGUUCUCGUGGUGAAAAUGGCCCAACUGGGGCUGUUGGUUUUGCUGGACCUCAGGGUCCUGAUGGGCAGCCUGGAGUAAAAGGUGAACCUGGAGAGCCAGGGCAGAAAGGAGAUGCCGGCUCACCUGGACCACAAGGUCUAGCAGGAUCCCCAGGCCCUCAUGGUCCUAAUGGUGUUCCUGGACUAAAAGGUGGUCGAGGAACUCAGGGUCCACCUGGUGCUACAGGGUUUCCUGGUUCUGCCGGCAGAGUUGGACCUCCAGGCCCUCCUGGAGCUCCAGGACCUGCAGGGCCCUUAGGGGAACCUGGGAAGGAGGGACCCCCAGGUCUUCGUGGAGACCCCGGCUCUCAUGGGCGAGUGGGAGAUCGAGGACCAGCAGGUCCCCCUGGUGGCCCAGGAGACAAAGGGGAUCCAGGAGAAGAUGGGCAACCUGGUCCGGAUGGUCCCCCUGGUCCAGCCGGAACUACUGGGCAAAGAGGAAUUGUCGGAAUGCCAGGGCAGCGUGGAGAGCGAGGCAUGCCUGGCCUGCCAGGCCCAGCGGGCACACCAGGAAAAGUAGGACCUACUGGUGCACCCGGAGAUAAAGGUCCACCUGGACCUGUGGGACCGCCAGGCUCAAAUGGCCCCGUAGGGGAACCUGGACCAGAAGGUCCAGCUGGUAAUGAUGGCACUCCGGGACGGGAUGGUGCUGUUGGAGAACGUGGUGAUCGUGGAGACCCUGGGCCUGCAGGUCUGCCAGGCUCUCAGGGUGCCCCUGGAACUCCUGGUCCUGUCGGUGCUCCAGGAGAUGCAGGACAAAGAGGAGAUCCGGGUUCUCGGGGUCCUAUAGGACCACCUGGUCGAACUGGAAAACGUGGUUUACUUGUAAGUUCUCUGUUUUUCUUUAAAAAUAAACAAAAUACACUGCCGAAGAAGCACAAUUUAAGAUUCAUCAAUGAAAAUCAGCGAGUUCUUCAAACUUUGGACAAAAAUAUUAAUUUAAUGCCCAGGAAUUUGUAUUUGUUUCUAGGUCCUCCUGGUGAGCCUGGUCCACCUGGUCCCCCGGGUCCCCCCGGCCACCUUACCGCUGCUCUUGGGGAUAUCAUGGGUCACUACGAUGAGAGCAUGCCAGAUCCACUUCCAGAGUUUACUGAAGAUCAGGCGGCUCCUGAUGACAAAAACAAAACUGACCCAGGGGUCCAUGCUACCCUGAAGUCACUCAGUAGUCAGAUUGAAACUAUGCGCAGCCCUGAUGGCUCUAAAAAGCAUCCAGCCCGGACUUGUGAUGAUUUAAAGCUUUGCCAUUCUGCAAAGCAGAGUGGCGAGUACUGGAUUGAUCCUAACCAGGGAUCUGCUGAAGAUGCAAUCAAAGUUUACUGCAACAUGGAAACAGGAGAAACAUGUAUUUCAGCAAACCCAUCCAGUGUGCCUCGUAAAACCUGGUGGGCCAGCAAAUCUUCUGACCAUAAGCCUAUUUGGUAUGGUCUUGAUAUGAAUAGAGGAUCUCAGUUUGUUUAUGGAGACCAUCGGUCACCUAAUGCAGCCAUUACUCAAAUGACCUUCUUGCGCCUUUUAUCAAAAGAAGCUUCCCAGAACAUUACUUACAUCUGUAAAAACAGUGUAGGAUACAUGGAUGAUCAAGCCAAAAACUUCAAGAAAGCUGUGGUUCUCAAAGGGUCAAAUGACUUGGAAAUCAAAGCAGAGGGAAAUGUUAGAUUCAGAUACAUAGUUCUUCAAGAUACUUGCUCUAAACGAAAUGGAAAUGUGGGCAAGACCAUCUUUGAAUAUAGAACACAGAAUGUGGCACGCUUGCCCAUCAUAGAUCUUGCCCCUGUGGAUGUUGGCAGCACAGACCAAGAAUUUGGCAUCGAAAUUGGGCCAGUUUGUUUUGUGUAAAGCAAGCCAAGAUACAUCGACAAUGAGCACCACCCCCGCCAUCAAUGACCACCACCAUUCACAAGAAUUUUGACUGUUUGAAGCUGAUCCUGAGACUCUUGAAGUAAUGGCUGAUCCUGCAUCAGCAUUGUAUAUAUGGUCUUAAGUGCCUGGCCUCCUUAUCCUUCAGAAUAUUUAUUUUACUUACAAUCCUCAAGUUUUAAUUGAUUUAAAAUAUUUUUCAAUACAGCAGUUUAGGUUUAAGACGACCAAUGACAUUGACCACCUUUUAAAAAAGUAAACUGAUUGAAUAAAAUGAAUCUCCGUUUUCUUCAAUUUAUUUCAAUGUAAUGACAAAGUUGCUUAGUAUUUAUGAGAAAAUUCUUCCUGGCAGGUAGCUUAAAGAGUGGGGUAUGUAAAACCACAACACAUGUUUGUUUCACUUGACUGUAGUUUGAAAAAUACAAAGUAGUGCCCUUUUGUGACCUCUCAUUCCCAAAUUAUCAAUUAAAAAUGAAAUCAGAAUUUUUACCCUUGUGAUUGAAACCCACAUGCACGUCUAGAGAUUGUGUAACUACCAUAGGGACUCUUCAAAGAGAACUUGAAAAAAACCCCAUCAAUUUCUCACUGUAUUAAAUGGAAUUUUUAAAUACUAUACAUUCAUUGGAAUUUCUGGAAAACAAAGUGAUCUGAAAUUUUUGUAAAGGGUGGUAAGUUCAGACUUUUUCCUCAUUCAAAUUUGAAGGUACCUUUCCCUCUUGACUCAGUCUAUCAAUAUAGAUAGAAGUUACCAUGAAUAUACCAUUGAAUACAUUUGCACUUUCUUGUUUAAGAAGACAUUGAAUGAAAAAUAAUUUACAUGUACAACUUUAUAAACAUAUGUCCAGGACCCAAAGUCGAGAGUCUUCCACAUGUACAAUCUCAUCAUCCUGAAGGCUAUAAUGAAGAAAAAGAUUUAGAAACUCAAGUGGUGGAGCUGACUCUAAUCAAAUGUGAUGAUUGGAAGUAGAACAUUUGGCCUUUGAACUCUCAUAGGAAAAGUGACCCAACAUUUCUUAGCAUGAGCUACCUCAUCUCUAGAAGCUGGGAUGGACUUACUAUUCUUGUUUAUAUUUUAGAUACUAAAAGGUGCUAUGCUUCUGUUAUUAUUCCAAGACUGGAGAUAGGCAGGGCUAAAAUGUAUUAUUAUUUUUCCUCUAAUGAUGGUGCUAAAAUUCCUUUUAUAAAAUUUUUUAAAAAUAAAGAUGGUUUCACCAAUACCAUUUGUGAAAAAAUAACUGUUAGACUUCCCAUUUCUGAAAGAAGGAGCAUUGUUCCAGUGCCUUUUCAUUGUUCAUCUGUCAUACUGUAUCUGGAAUGUUUUGUGAUACUUGCAUGUUUCUUAGACCAGAACAUGUAGGUGCCCUUGUGUCUCAAGGUUUUUUUCCCCCUUAAAUGCAUUUGUUAGCUCCAUUUUUAUUUUUUCUUUAAAAAUAAACAGCUGGGACCAUCCCAAAGGACAAGCCAUGCACGCAACUUUAGUCAUGUAUCUCUGCAAAGCAUCAAAUUAAAUGCACGCUUUUGUCAUGUCAA